AUGCAGGCACGUGCGGUCUGCCCCGAUAAAAGGGGCCAGGACAAGGACUCGGACUAUUGCCUGGACAUUGAGGUGGAGAGACAAGCCGGGACGAUGGAUCCCGCAUACACCGGGGUGUACUAUGCGGAGACCCCAGAACUGUCUGCGCCCAGACCCUCCAUCUCCAUCAGCCCCAGCGGGGUGAUCGCCCUGGGGGCAGCUGUCACCAUCCGCUGUCAGUGUCGGUGCGAGGCCAGGAGGUUAUUUGUGUAUAAAGGUGGAAUCGAAAUCCGGGAGCCAGAUGCUGCGGGGGACAGGGGUGAAUUCACCAUCCCCAGCACCAGACGGGAAGACGGAGGGUUCUACAAGUGCCAAUCUCACUCCAGAUCGGAGCUGCCCAGCUGGUCGGAUCCCAGUGACAUCGUGCGGAUCAUUGAGACCUACUACCCCAAACCCUCCAUCUCCCUGCUCUCCAGCGGGGGGGUCAUCCUGGGGGGAGCUGUGACCAUCCACUGUCGGGGUCGGCACCAGAACGCGAUGUUCCUUCUGUACAAAGAUGGAAACCUGAAGAUGCUGCAGGAUGCGGAGCCUGCUCAGGACAUGGCUGAGUUUCCCAUCAGCAACGUGAACCAGGGAGACGCAGGGAGCUACAGCUGCCGAUAUAGCAACAAAUUGGACCCGCCCGUCUGGUCAGAGCCCAGCGACCCUCUGGAGCUGCUGGUAGCAGAGCUCAGCUACCCGAAACCCAAUAUCUCCCUGAGCCCCAGCGGGGGGGUCUCCCUGGGGGGAGCCGUGACUGUCUGGUGUCGGGGGCAGCGCCGGGGCAUGCGGUUCAUGCUGAAUAAAGAGAGAAGCCAUUUCCCACCUGUGGAUUCGAACGGGUUUCAGGCUGUGUUUCGCAUCAAAAAUGUGAGCCGGGAGGACGGCGGGAACUACAGCUGCUCCUAUCACAGAGGAUCGGAGCCGCUUGCCGUGUCGUACCCAAGCGACCCCAUGGAGCUGGUGGUGAGAGAUCCGAACUUACCCAGACCCUCCAUCUCUCUGAGCCCCACUGGGGUCACUGCCCCAGAGGCAGAUGCCACCAUCCGGUGUCAGGGGCAGCGCCGGAACAUGACGUUCUUCCUGCACAAGGCCGGAGACCUGAACCCGCAGCAACAGAUGGACCCUGGUGUGGACGGGGCCGAGUUCCGCAUCCCCACCGUGGGCCGGCAGCAUGGAGGGAACUACAGCUGCAGCUACCGGCCCCAACCAGAGCCCUUCGUCUCCUCGCAGCUCAGCGACACCGUGCAGCUGGUGGUAGCAGCAGCCCCCCUGGAUUUCACCAACACCAACAUCGCCCGCCUGGGGCUGGGUGCCACGGUCCUGCUCGUCCUGGGGCUGAUCCUGGCUGAGGCCUAUUACAGCCGCCCAAGGGGGACCCCCUAG
Messenger RNA from Emys orbicularis (European pond turtle), 1404 nucleotides. RefSeq names its product immunoglobulin superfamily member 1-like. The transcript is spliced from 6 exons. Bases 1 to 1404 code for a protein of 467 amino acids. The record is from RefSeq and is a predicted model, not a curated record. NCBI's taxonomy places the organism in Eukaryota, Metazoa, Chordata, Testudines, Emydidae.